GCUGACAACAAUGAAGCGCACUUAACGUUAGUUUAGUCCGCGCCGGUGUGAACGCAAGGGUAACCGCAAACCUCACGCGGAUCCCGUAUGUUUUUGGGCUUGUCACGGCCCGGUAUCGCGUAUAUUAAACCUAUGCUCGGUCGUGCGCUCAUAGUGACGCUCUGACGCGCGCGCAAAGCGACUGAAGCUUUGUUUUAGCUCUCUCCCAAAAAUUUGGCGCCUUUGCUCUUUUAUAACGGUUGCUUCAGAGCUCGCUCAAGUGCGUCAGUCGUGGCCAUGAUCACCUCCACCCCGAUGGAGAGCCGCGCCUCCACCGUGCGCUCCUCCAGGCGGAGCGGCGCGUCUCCGUCCGGCGUCAGCCCGACGCGUCUGACGCGCCUGCAGGAGAAAGAAGACCUGCGGCAGCUCAACGACCGUCUGGCCAACUACAUCGAGCGCGUGCGACAGCUGGAGAACGACAAGAGCUCGCUGCAGCUCCUGGUGGAGGAGAAGGAGGAGGUCACGCGCAGGGAGGUCGGGAGCGUGCGCCGCCUGUACGAGACCGAGCUCGCGGACGCGCGCAAGGCUCUGGACGCCACCGCUAACGAGCGCGCACGUCUCCAGAUCGAGCUGACGCAGCUGCAGGAGGAGCACCGCAGACUCACGGCCAGGAACAGUAAGAAGGAGAGUGAGCUGAGCACGGCUGUGGGACACUGGAGGAAUCUGGAAGCUGCUCUGAACUCUAAAGAAGCUGAUUAUGCUAACGUCCUGUCCAGCAACCGCAGGCUGGAGAACCAGCUCUCUGAGCUCACCACCCAAGCGGCCAAUCUUGAAUCAGGGCUGCAGAACCUGAAGACGCAGCUGAACUCAGAGAUGCUGCGGCGUGUGGACGCAGAGAACCAGCUUCAGACGCUUCAGGAGCAGCUGGACUUCCAGAAGCAUCUCAGUGAACAGGAGGUGCGAGAGAUGCGCAGUCGUCACGAGAGCCGGCUGAUGGAGCUGGACAGCGGCAGACAGAAGGAGUUCGAGGGGAAGCUAGCCGAAGCCAUGAAGCAGCUCCGAGAGGAACACGAAGGCCAAAUCCAGCAGUACAAGGACGAGCUGGAGAAAACCUUCGCUGCCAAGCUGGAGAAUGCCAAGCAGGCGGCGGUGAAGAACAGCGACUUCGCCUCGUCGACGAGAGAAGAACUGGCGGGAACCAAACUCCGACUGGAGUCUCAGUCCAUUCAGAUCAACAACCUGCAGAAACAGAAUGCGUCUCUGGAGGCUCGUGUUCAGGAGCUGGAGCAGAUGUUGGACCGCGAGCGUCAGAUGAACCAGCAGCGGCUCUCACAGAAGGAGCAGGAGAUGGCUGAGAUGAGGCAGCAGAUGCAGGAGCAGCUGGAGGAGCACCAGAACCUGCUGGACGUCAAGCUCAUGCUGGACAUGGAGAUCAACGCUUACCGCAAGAUGCUGGAGGGAGAGGAGAAGCGACUGAAUCUGUCUCCGAGUCCGGUCCAGCAGGCGUCUGUCUCUCGCACACACGCUCAAGCCGUGAGGAAACACUGGACGAGGAAGCGCAAACACGAGGGCUCGAGUUCAGGACUGUCCCCCAGCUACAAGCUUUCCCAGCAUUCCUCGUCGCGCGGGAACCUGUCCAUCGACGAGAUCGACCUGGACGGACGCUUCAUCAGGAUCAAGAACAACUCUGAUCAGGAUCAGUCUGUCGGCGGAUGGGUGUUGAGGAAGAGUGAAGCAGAAGCUCCUGACGUGGUGUUUCAGAUCCCCUCUCCGUGUGUGCUGAGCGCAGGACAGACGCUGACGGUGUGGGCCGCGGGGUCAGUGAUGGAGCAGGUGCCGCGGGGGGAUCUGGUGCUCAGGACCCAUGAGACCUGGGGCCCGUUUGGAGAGGUGCGCGUCUCCCUGCUGAACCCACAGAACGAGGAAACGGCAGAGUUUUGUCUGGUGUGUGUUCAGGGUAAAGCUGACGAGGAUCUGGAGAUUGACGAGAACAUCCCGAGUCGUGAAGUCCACCUGCGCCGACAGCCCAAAAGAAGAAAAAAGAAAUGUUGUUCUCUGUCCUGAUGGGCUGGAGGCUCAGAGACACAAUCAGGACGCCAGCUGCGUCGUCAUGUGAGUCUCAUCUCGACUUCAGACGCUCGUCUAACCGUUCGCUCGCACUUAUCUCUGAGAAAUGUUCAGAGACCAAACUGGAUUCUUUUUUACAUGAAUUCUUUGCUGUUGUUCUUCAAAUAAUAAAGUUUAAAAACUGUUAGGUUAUAAAUUAAAAUAAAUGCUUUUUGAAAAACCA
Molecule: messenger RNA, 2269 nt
Organism: Carassius gibelio (silver crucian carp)
Lineage: Eukaryota; Metazoa; Chordata; Actinopteri; Cypriniformes; Cyprinidae
Gene: lmnl3
Product: lamin L3
Exons: 12
Coding region: 277-2043 (588 amino acids)
Source: RefSeq, a predicted model, not a curated record